GAAAUCAUUUUGGCACGAAAUCGCACUAAAAAAAAUAUAGAAAAGAGAGGCCAAAUCUUGUAUCUGUGCGUAUGGUCCUGUUGCAUCACCGUCCUCAUCUCCAUCCUCGAAUCUCGGUCGCCAUAUCGCCGGAUUACAAUCAUCGCCAGACAAGCUUUGAUGAUGUGCUUUUGAGCAUGAGAUUUGGAUUAACGCGAGUUCUUCCUCUGAAACGAUCUUUCGCUUACUAUUCCAUCACUUCCGGAUCUCGAGAACAACAGCCGAAAUCGCCGAUCACCAUGGCGACCAAGAGCGGGGAUCUUGUAGAAACUUCGACGGUGGAGACAUGCAAGGGAGAGGAGGAUAAGAUGAAGGAGGUUAAGAAGGAGGAGGUUUCGCUCCCUCCGCCGCCGGAGAAACCAGAGCCUGGCGAUUGUUGUGGUAACGGCUGCGUCCGAUGCGUUUGGGAUUUGUAUUACGAGGAGCUCGAAGAAUACAACACGCUUUCUAGUUCCAUCUCUGGAGAAACUAAAUCCAGCUGAAUGAUUUGCUUAUUCUGAAUUUUUUUUCUUUUUUCGCAAAAAGCUUGUUUGUACCGAUUUGUUUGCUGGAAAAAUUAAACACUGUAUAUGCUGAUUUUUGAGAAGUUGAAGAAGAUGCUGUGGUAUGUUGAUAUAAUAUGCUAAUAGAGAUUUAAGUUUUCAGUAAAGGUUAUGAACCAAUCAAACAUUUCUAUUUUU
This is a messenger RNA of Eutrema salsugineum, 719 nucleotides long. RefSeq lists its product as uncharacterized. The transcript has a single exon. The coding region runs from base 72 to 521 and encodes 149 amino acids. The record is from RefSeq and is a predicted model, not a curated record. NCBI's taxonomy places the organism in Eukaryota, Viridiplantae, Streptophyta, Magnoliopsida, Brassicales, Brassicaceae.